CUGCCAGCCUGCAGGGCGAGCAGUUCGGCCCUGAGUUCACCCGGGCUUCAGCGUCGAGCGAGCAGGAAAACUUCCAUCUCGCUCUCCUGGCUUUGAUCCUCCCUGGACAUCAGAGCAGAGGCGCCGAAGGGAGGGAGGAUGCGAGAUGACUGGCGCUUUGGCAACCUGACCAUCUCCUCAGCAGAGCCGUCAGAAGCGAGCUGGGCGCUGGCUGCACCACCCAGAGGCGCCGCGGCUCUCGCGGAUGUGUGCGCGCGCGAGUGAGCGAGCGGGUGUGCAUGCCUGAGAGUGUGUAUGUGUGUGGAUGGGUGUGUGCGCAUUACGACCGUGUGUGAGUGUGUCUGGAUGAGUGUGUGCGUGCAUGCGUGAGUGUGUGUGUGUGCACGCGCGCGCGUGUGUGCGAGUGCUCUUGGUUAUUUUUGGGGGGAGAAGAAAAAUCUUGGAAAUCUGGGACAGGUUACCGACUCCUAGAGUGAUUCGUUUGCAAGAAGAGCUGACCGGAGCGAGCUUCUAGAGCCAUUUCUGCGCGAGUAAAGAGAUUUUCCUCCCAGAAGGAGAAGGAUUUUUACCCGUGUUCUGCAGCCCAGUAAGAGAUCAGCCCCUAAACCUGGGAAAUUGACCAGAGCCCUGUGAUUCCCAGGGCUUGAGGAGGACUGGGGAAGAAAAGGAGAAAUAAAUCAAACAGCGUGUCAGUUCCUUUGGCCACAUCAGAAGAUGUCAUCUCAAACUAAGUUCAAGAAAGACAAAGAGAUCAUUGCUGAAUAUGAAGCCCAAAUAAAAGAGAUCCGCACGCAGCUGGUAGAGCAGUUCAAAUGCCUCGAGCAGCAGUCAGAGUCUCGGCUGCAACUGCUUCAGGACCUCCAGGAGUUCUUCCGAAGGAAAGCUGAGAUUGAGCUGGAGUACUCCCGAAGCCUGGAGAAGCUGGCCGAGCGGUUCUCCUCCAAAAUCCGAAGUUCCCGGGAGCACCAGUUCAAGAAGGACCAGUACCUCCUGUCACCGGUGAAUUGUUGGUAUCUGGUCUUACAUCAGACCCGGCGGGAGAGCCGAGACCAUGCCACCCUCAAUGACAUCUUCAUGAAUAAUGUCAUUGUCCGCCUCUCCCAGAUCAGCGAGGAUGUCAUCAGACUCUUCAAAAAGAGCAAGGAGAUUGGCCUGCAGAUGCACGAGGAGCUCCUGAAGGUGACCAACGAGCUGUACACAGUCAUGAAAACCUACCACAUGUACCAUGCGGAGAGCAUCAGUGCAGAAAGCAAGCUAAAGGAGGCCGAGAAGCAGGAGGAGAAGCAGUUCAACAAGUCAGGAGACCUCAGUAUGAACCUGCUCCGGCACGAGGACCGGCCCCAGCGCCGCAGCUCUGUGAAGAAGAUUGAGAAGAUGAAGGAGAAGAGGCAGGCAAAGUAUUCCGAGAACAAGCUGAAGUGCACGAAGGCCCGGAACGACUACUUGCUCAAUCUGGCAGCCACCAAUGCAGCUAUCAGCAAAUACUACAUCCAUGAUGUCUCUGAUCUCAUCGAUUGCUGUGAUCUGGGCUUUCACGCCAGCCUGGCCCGCACCUUCCGGACCUACCUCUCUGCCGAGUACAACCUGGAAACCUCUCGCCAUGAGGGACUGGACGUCAUCGAGAAUGCAGUGGACAACCUAGACUCCCGCAGCGACAAGCACACGGUCAUGGACAUGUGCAACCAGGUCUUCUGUCCUCCGCUCAAGUUCGAGUUCCAGCCCCAUAUGGGGGAUGAGGUGUGCCAGGUCAGUGCCCAGCAGCCUGUCCAGACAGAACUGCUCAUGCGGUACCACCAGCUUCAGUCCAGACUGGCCACGCUCAAGAUCGAGAAUGAGGAGGUUAGAAAAACCCUGGAUGCCACCAUGCAGACCUUACAGGACAUGCUGACGGUGGAGGACUUUGAUGUCUCUGAUGCCUUCCAACACAGCCGGUCCACAGAGUCAGUGAAGUCAGCCGCCUCGGAGACCUACAUGAGCAAGAUCAACAUUGCCAAAAGAAGAGCCAACCAGCAGGAAACAGAGAUGUUUUAUUUUACAAAAUUUAAAGAGUAUGUAAACGGCAGUAACCUCAUUACCAAGCUCCAGGCCAAGCAUGACCUGCUCAAGCAGACUCUGGGCGAAGGGGAAAGAGCAGAAUGUGGCACCACCAGCAGACGAGAUGGAAGGCUUAGGCUGCCCCACUUCCCUUGGCUGAGCUGUCCCCCUGCUCCCCACUUCCUGCCCCACCCAGCACUUCAAGGAAGAAGAAAUGCUCGAACCAGGAACCAGGAUUCAGGACAAGCUAUUCCACUUGUAGUUGAGAGCUGCAUCCGAUACAUCAAUUUAUACGGACUUCAGCAGCAGGGGAUCUUCAGAGUCCCAGGAUCUCAGGUCGAAGUCAAUGACAUCAAAAAUUCCUUUGAGAGAGGUGAAGACCCACUUGUGGAUGAUCAAAAUGAGCGAGAUAUCAAUUCAGUCGCUGGUGUUUUAAAACUGUAUUUCCGAGGACUGGAAAACCCACUCUUUCCUAAGGAAAGGUUUCAAGAUUUGAUAUCUACUAUUAAACUGGAGAACCCAGCCGAGAGGGUGCACCAGAUCCAGCAAAUCCUCAUCACCCUGCCCCGUGUGGUCAUUGUGGUCAUGAGAUACCUCUUUGCUUUCCUCAAUCACCUCUCCCAGUAUAGCGACGAGAACAUGAUGGAUCCUUACAACCUGGCCAUCUGCUUUGGGCCCACCCUCAUGCACAUCCCCGAUGGGCAGGACCCUGUGUCCUGCCAGGCACACGUCAAUGAAGUCAUCAAAACCAUCAUCAUCCAUCACGAAGCCAUCUUCCCCAGCCCCCGGGAGCUCGAGGGACCCGUGUAUGAAAAGUGCAUGGCUGGAGGGGAAGAGUAUUGUGACAGCCCACAUAGUGAGCCAGGGACUAUCGAUGAAGUUGACCAUGACAAUGGCACAGAGCCUCACACUAGUGAUGAAGAAGUGGAGCAAAUUGAAGCCAUUGCCAAGUUUGAUUAUGUGGGGCGGUCCCCACGUGAGCUGUCCUUCAAGAAGGGGGCCUCGCUGCUCCUGUACCACCGCGCCUCGGAGGACUGGUGGGAAGGCCGUCACAACGGUGUGGAUGGACUCAUCCCCCAUCAGUACAUAGUUGUACAGGACAUGGAUGAUGCCUUCUCUGACAGCCUGAGCCAAAAGGCUGAUAGCGAGGCCAGCAGUGGACCACUGCUGGAUGACAAGGCCUCCUCCAAGAAUGACCUCCAGUCCCCCACGGAGCACAUCUCAGACUACGGCUUUGGGGGGGUGAUGGGCCGAGUGCGGUUACGAUCGGACGGAGCAGCCAUCCCCAGGCGCCGAAGUGGGGGCGACACGCACAGUCCACCCCGGGGCCUGGGCCCCAGCAUAGACACGCCACCCAGAGCUGCCGCCUGCCCUAGCAGCCCCCACAAAAUCCCCCUCAGCCGGGGGAGGAUGGAGAGCCCUGAGAAGAGGAGGAUGGCGACAUUUGGGAGUGCUGGCAGCAUCAACUACCCUGACAAGAAGGCUCUCUCCGAAGGCCACUCGAUGCGGUCUACCUGCGGCUCCACCCGGCACAGCAGCCUAGGGGACCACAAGUCCCUGGAGGCCGAGGCCCUGGCAGAAGACAUCGAGAAGACCAUGAGCACCGCUCUGCACGAGUUGCGUGAACUUGAGAGGCAGAACACGGCCAAGCAGGCACCAGAUGUGGUGCUGGACACCCUGGAGCCCCUGAAGAACCCACCAGGCCCCAUCAGCUCAGAGCCCGCCAGCCCUUUGCACACCAUUGUCAUCCGAGACCCUGAUGCCGCUAUGCGCCGCAGCAGCAGCUCCUCCACCGAGAUGAUGACCACCUUCAAGCCAGCCCUGUCUGCCCGCCUGGCCGGUGCUCAGCUGCGCCCGCCCCCCAUGCGGCCAGUGAGGCCAGUGGUCCAGCAUCGGUCCAGCAGCAGCAGCAGCUCAGGGGUGGGCAGCCCAGCUGUGACGCCCACUGAGAAGAUGUUUCCCAACAGCACCACAGACAAGUCGGGCACCAUGUGACCUGGGGGAAGAGCAGCAUCGCCCUGCUCCACUGUGGCACACUGUGGCUUAGGGUGGCCUCAGUGGUUGCCACUUGCUUCCCAGAGAUCCUGGCCUUGGAAGGCAGAGCCUGGGAGGUCAGCCUGGGAGAGGGCGUGUCAGCGGAGAGCCAAGGCCCAGGCAUUAGCUGCAGCUCACACUCAGCCAUGUGAAUCCCACAGACCUCUUGUGUACAGACACCCUGAGGAAUGCUAGAGUGAGAGCAGCCCCAAGUACAGCUUCCCCAAGAUUGAGGCGGAAUGCUAGACAGCGCCUCUGGCAUACCGAACUGGAAGAUUAGUCUCUCAACAGUCUCUCUACAUACCUGUAUGUGUGUGUAUACAUGUGCAUAUAUAUGCAUAUGCACAUGUCAUAGGUGUGUGUGUGUAUAUAUAUAUAUUUAUGCAUCUAUAUACAUAUACUAGAUCUGGACACACACACAUGCUAAAUGUAUAUAGUAUUUCCUUUUUCUUUUUAUGAAACUUAGAUUUACCUCAGACCCAUGCCACCAAACAUCUCCCACUGUUAUUUGGUGGGAUUUGCAGGGACUUCUCUGGGAGGACUUAAGAGGCCCCACAGUAACUGCGAAUGAAGCAAUAUACCACUAACCUGCAGAAAAACAAAAACAUUCUCCCACUGUCUCCAGAAGUCGUGGCCUUCCAGAACAGUCUGCCCCUACAGGAAGGGUGGGGCAGGCAGUACCCCAAGCAGUCUGCUCCUAGAGGUGGGAAACCCUUCAUAGAAAACCCUCGGUCCACCCCAGAGACCUUGCUCUUCCACCUGGAGGCCAAGAGCCAACUCUACCCCAAAAGCACCGGAGGAGGUUGGCAAGAAGAGCCCUGACCACAUCCUCGUGUUUGUGUGUAGAACAGGGACCACAGUGAGAACCUGGCCCCAUUAUAGCACAGUAUUACAUAUUACACGUGGUUGAGAAAAAGAAAAAAAAAAAUACCGUGGUGUGGAAUACUUCAAAUCCUAGAAAUGCUGUAGGAAUAAAUCUGUGGUAACUAUAGAGAUUUAACUUAUAUCAUCUUCAAAAUAUUUAAUUUUUCUUUUCCUUGUUCUACUAAUUAUACUGUGUCAGAUUUGAAACUAAACAGGCAGGGAGGCUUUGAAGCGCACUGUUUUCGUUUGAAGCCAGGUGUGAUGCCCUUUGGCCCAUGCCCUCCUGCAUGCAGCUCGGGAGCCCCAAGUGCCUGGUUCAGCCUGGAUGCUGCUGAGGGUGACCCUUGGCAAUUUCUUUGCUAGAGAACAGCGAUGGUGGUGUUUCUGCGAGUGAAGUAGCUUUCCACCCUCCUUUCCCUCCCCCUUCACCCACUCCCUUCAGAGCAUUUGUAGGUGAACAUGUGGUGAUAGACACAGGGGCAUGACUGGCAGGUAAAAUGAGCAAGGCUUUUGCCGCUUGGUUAGAAAAAGGCCACCUGACUUGCUCUCAUUUGAUUCCAUUUUACCUCCUUUUUUGAACUCUGUUUUCCAGAAAUAGGCUGUUUCUGGAUUAUGGAACCCAGGCAGACCUGGGCCUACUGGGACCAUGCUUCUUCUCUCUCUCUCUUUCUCUCUCUCAUCUCUAUCUCUCUCUGCCUCUGGGGCUUGGAGUCUAAAGUCCAGAGUUUUCAAGUCCCAGCCCUGUUCACUUAGGAGCUGUGUGACUUUGGGCACACCCCUGCACCUCAUUGAGCCUUGCUUUUCUUCCCCAUUAAAUGAGGCUAACAAAGAUCAGGUGAAAGAAAGCCAGCUGGGUAGAGUGGAAAGGGUUGUGCCACCAUGACCGCUCUUGUUAUUAUCAUUAGGAAGGUGAAUCUUUCAGACCUGAAACUAUCCAGAACUUCUUUUGAGAAGUGAGCAGUGGAAGUUUCCUACCAACUUACUGAGAGUCCAAAGCACAGCCCUUACAUCUCUAUGCCCUGAAGGUGCUUAAAAUGCUAUCCUUAGCAUCUCCUCCCAUUGGAUUAGGUUUUAGCUUCUCCUCUGGUCCUCCUUUAAAAGGUGAACACAUCCGAGGGAGAGGCCUGUGAGUCCUGAUACCUGGGUGUGGGGGUAGAAAGCCACCCUACCUUGUCUGUAGGACUAGUGCUGAGCCCACCUCAUGGAAAGAGGACUCGGGAAAGGGCACGUGAGAAUGCCAGGGAGGGCCCAGGGAUGGACAUGCCCUCUUGUUUUGCCUGGAGCAUUUAACACUUUGCUUUUAAUCCAGGAUCUGAAAGGUCCUCUGUCUUUGGGCAUAGAAAGAUAUCCCCAUUUUCCAGAGAGUAAGGCUUGGAACCUACCCACAAUUUGACCUGUGACUGAGAGUCGGGGCUGAAUCAGGCUCCAAAAGUCAUUCAUUUGCAAGGAUGCUGUGCUAUUCAGCCAGGACACAAGACUUCUCAUUGUUAUCCCAGAGAUACUCCUAGACUUUAAAUCCAGUCACCUCCCAGGCAAAAUUCUGCCAUGAAUAUCAGAUGAAAAGUAAAAAUUUGAAUGGGCAAAUGUGUUGUCUGACAUACAUCACACCAAUCAGGCUGUGUGCUUUUUUCUCUGAAUUGACUGAUUUUGUUUUUCCUUGCUGACAACGGACCACUGUGCUUCCCAGAAAUACCUGAAAGCAGAGCCUUAGCUGUUGUCUUUAAGCAUCUGUUUUUUCCCCAUUGGGAAUGGUUGGUCCGUUCACAUUACAGAGAGAGUGCACGGAGAUGGCAGACGCCUGCCUCCCCACUUACCCAGCCCAAAUCUGAGCCUUGAUGCAGAACAGUGGAAAGCUGCCCCCUCCUCAUCUGGCCCUCUGCAUGUCUCCGCCCUCCACAUCACUCAGUCUUACCAGGUCCACUGAGCGUUGGCAUUUUCUUCCUGACUCCUGCCUGUUUUAGUCCACUAUAUAUUGCUGUAUUUGCUUAAAUGCUGGAAAGUAACUGUUAAAAUGUGAAACUGUAAUUUUUUAAAGGCUAUGAUUAAAUUAUAGCCAAUGCCACUUACCAAAUCUUUGCACCUAGUAGAUAGAUCAAUGUAAAAACAAAUACCAGAAACCUAACUGUACAGUGAGUGUGGGGGAAAUGUAGUAACCUAGUUAGUAGUCCUCAAUAUAACCAAUUGUACAAGGGGAAGUGGUGUUUACCUACUUGUUCAUCACCAUUAUUGAAAGCUGUACUGAUCAGUUAGUUGAUAACGGGCAUUUUCUCUUUCUUUUUUUUCUUUUUUGGGCUUCACGGAAUGAUUUCUUAACCUUCAACUUAUCCCUAGGUCAAGCCUUUGCUUUUCUGUGUAACUGAUGUGCAGUCUGUUUUAGGAAUGAACCAGCAAGAUGUUCAUUUAAAACUGACCAAAGACAGUUAAUUCCUGGUCUAGUUUCCUGGGCCACCUGGCCCUGCUGCCACUAAAGACCUUUCUGGGAUAAAAUUGAGAACAAGCCGUGCUUUCACCUCCACUCUCCUUCCCCACCCUCCCUUACUUCCUUUUCCUCUUAAAGUGCUGCUCUGAGCUGUGGGAUUCUAUGAAAAAUCCUUGCCUUUCCUUGUUUUCAGUGCUAACGAUUUCUCACCUCGAAGCGCCUUUUGAACCCUGGGCAGAGCACACAAUUGGAGGGAAUUGUGGGCUUGGGAAUUAGUCUUGGGAGUCUUUUAUCUGAAGUCACCAGGGGCCAGGAAAGAAAUGGAUUCCCAAGGGAAGGACGGUUUCUAUUCGUGAAGAAACUGGAGUGGGAAGAGACACAGGGAAACUUAGCCAUCUUUUGGCUACCAGCUGGAACCAGAAGUUCAGAGAUCUGCCUUAUAAACAUUUAAAACUGGCUUUGGUACCCAAAAGGGAGCUGUGUGGGGCCAGACUUCCUGCUCUGCCGGCAUCCUUGGAGUGCCUUGGUAGGUGUAGCUCUCUUGUUCAGGAGGCGUGGAUGCAUGUGGAGAACUUCUCGUGACCUGGCCAUGCAUGCUGUGCGUGGAGAAGACCCCGAGGACUAACACCAUGGCUCUUCCUCUCAGUCUGUCUAUUCCUUGCUUUUCACGUGUCAGAUGGUUCCACACUAGAGCAGAGGCCUCCUUCUCCCGAGGAGCCCAGCAAGGGCCUGGCUGGCUCACAACCAAGGUGGUAGGCUCUGCCCAGUAGGGAGGGGAAGGGCGGUGGGAAGGAGGCAGACAGGGGUGAGCGAGCAUUGCCCGGCUGAUUUUCUGCUGUGCAGAGCAGAGGCUGACGUUUCAUGUCAGCUUCCCUGGCUCUCCGGGGCCCCCUCUCUUCUGAGAAGCCAUGUGGAGAAUUCCCCACACACCCAACGCUGCCAGGGGAGCUGAGAAAGGACUUUGCUGUCAGGUCUGAGUCCUCCCGGCCUCUCUGAGGUUGAUCUGCCAGUAUCCCAUUGUCCCAUUCUCUGGGGUGGCCAAAUGGUCACUGCUGCCCCUGGCUGACACCUCCUGUCUGUGUGAACUGUCCCAGGCAAAAAACAAAGCUGUUCCUUGAACCCAAACAACUUGAGUGCACUUUUCCUUCCUUAGACAGAAGCUGAGCCUGGCUGGAGUUCUGCUCAGGCCCAUGCUCCCGGCAGUGUGACUGUUUACAUGGCUUGGCAGUAGGUUUGGUUCUGAUUGCUUCAGAGUGGCUGGUCUAUUUUGUUUCCUUUGGUUUCCUUCCUCCCCAAAUUGUGACAGGAAAAACAAACCAAAACCACCCUAGGGAAUUGCUGGUUGCCUGUCUCCACUUGAUAAGUGUUGCCCUCUUCUGGGUAUUGUUUCUCUACCUUCUAACCAAACGCCCGUCCUCCUAUAGAGUGUCUGAUUGGAUCCUCUGUUUUGUAUUCUGAUGGUGCCUGCUGGUUUGACGUGGAGCUCUCCUGUGAAAUAAAACAGCUUAACUUUU
This is a messenger RNA of Heterocephalus glaber (naked mole-rat), 8865 nucleotides long. RefSeq names its product SLIT-ROBO Rho GTPase activating protein 3 (gene Srgap3). The record is from RefSeq and is a predicted model, not a curated record. Lineage: Eukaryota; Metazoa; Chordata; Mammalia; Rodentia; Bathyergidae. Gene Ontology annotation, molecular function: protein binding. Gene Ontology annotation, biological process: signal transduction.